GUGAACCAUCUCGGCAACUUGACACUCACUUCUCAUUCACUCGCGGACAGCGCUCACCUAGCCAAGAUGGUGAAAAUCAAAAUGAUCUCGAGGUCGCUAGACGACCACCUACCUUCCUCCUCGACGGCCCCGCACCCACUGCAGCGCAACCUCGCGCCACACCUGCACCCGUUCGCCAAGCCGCGCGAGUACACGCGUGCGAUGACUGCCGUCAAGCUGGAGCGCAUGUUCGCCAAGCCGUUCGUCGCCGCGCUUGGCGGACACCAGGACGGUGCCUACGUGCUCGGCAAGGACCCGCGGCGCGUGUCGGUCGUUGCCGCUGGCGGCGGUGACGGCGAGGUGAUCGUGCACUCGCUGUCCAUGCGCCGGCCGCUCCUCAAGAUCCAGGCGCACCAGGGCAUGGUCGGUGGUGUGUGCUGGACCUCCGAGGUGCGCGACGGCAAGCGCGGCGUCAUCACCUGCGGCAAGACGGACGGAACGGUCAAGAUCUGGCGCUCCAAGGCGUUCGCACCCGGCAUGCGCGUGGACGAGGAGGAAGAGGGUGGCGAGCAAACGCUGGAUAUCGCCGGUGCGGUUGGAGAAGAUGCCGACGAGGAGGACGACCUGGCCAUGGACGAGGGCAAGCGCGAUACUGUUGGCCUCAACCUCCAGCCGAGCAUGGUGUACAACUCUAAGGGCGGCUUCAAUGGCAUCGACCACCACCGUACCGACGGUGUGUUCGCCACGGCGUCGAACGUCGUUCAGGUGUGGGACGAGACCCGCUCAAGUCCGUUGUCGACGCUGCAGUUCGGCUCGUCGCUCGAGACGGUCACGAGCGUCAAGUUCAACCAGAGCGAGACCAGCGUGCUGGCAUCGGUCGGCAACGACCGCACAAUGUGUCUCUACGACAUUCGUACCGGCAAGGCCGAGCGCCGUAUCGUCAUGCGCAUGACGUCGAACGCACUGUCGUGGUGCCCCACACUCCCUACGGUCAUGUUGCUUGCGUCCGAGGACCACAACCUGUACACGUACGACCUGCGUAACCUCGAGUCCCCUACACAGAUCUACAAGGGACAUGUGGGUGCCGUGAUGGGCUGCGACUGGAGCCCCACGGGUGAGGAGUUUACCUCUGGAUCCUACGACCGCACGGUCCGCCUGUGGAACCGUGAUGGUGGCAAGUCACGCGACGUGUACCACACGAAGCGUAUGCAGCGUGUUUUCGAUGUCACCUACACGGCCACGGCCGACUUUGUCCUGUCUGCUUCCGACGACGGCAACGUCAGGAUAUGGAAGGCCAAGGCGUCGCAGAAGCUCGGACCCGUGUCCACCAAGGAGCGCCAGGCGAUGGAGUACCGCCAGAAGCUGGUGGAGCAGUGGUCGACAGAGAAACAUGUGCGCUCGAUCAAGGACCAGCGCCAUGUCCCCAAGAGCAUCCACAACGCGACCAACCUCAAGCGCGAGAUGAUCGAGGCGCAAAAGGUCAAGGAGGACCGCCGGCGCAAGCACUCGCGAGCGGGCAAGGAGAAGCCCAAGGCCGAGCGCAAGAGCCAUCAUUGUGGAGCAAAAGUGAGCGAGUUGAACCUGUUGUACCAUUACCAUGCCAUAGACAUCACCAUGUUCGGAGCGAACGCCGGGCACGCCGCGGGCCAGAGGCAAGGCCACAACGACGCCGCCACUCGAGAUCCACUUGCAGCAUGGCCCGGCCCAAAGGAGCGGCGGGCGUCGGAAUACGACGGCCUGGUAUCUGCGUGGCCUGGAACAAGAACAUGGCCAAAGGAGGUGAUGGUUUGUGCGUCUGGCGCCGCCCCCUUUCGCCUCCUCGCCUCCUUGCCUUGUUCGCCCCCGGCAGUGUUUACUUUUCUGUAA
Molecule: messenger RNA, 1845 nt
Organism: Vanrija pseudolonga
Lineage: Eukaryota; Fungi; Basidiomycota; Tremellomycetes; Trichosporonales; Trichosporonaceae
Gene: Dcaf13
Product: DDB1- and CUL4-associated factor 13
Exons: 5
Coding region: 67-1845 (592 amino acids)
Biological process (GO): maturation of SSU-rRNA from tricistronic rRNA transcript (SSU-rRNA, 5.8S rRNA, LSU-rRNA)
Cellular component (GO): small-subunit processome; nucleolus
Molecular function (GO): protein binding
Source: RefSeq, a predicted model, not a curated record